GCAACAAUAAUUGAUUAUUAAUUACUCAAAAAAAAAAGUCAGCAAGUAAAUUAUUUCGUAGAAAAAUGAGUGGACGUGAAACUUAUGAUGUUUCACGAGUUGAAAGAAAAAUCCUCGAGGAGAAAGCAAAACGUAGAGCUAUACUUCGUCAUGAAUAUCUAAAACAAAUUGAAAAUCCAUUUAGACAAGCUCUUGGUACUGGUGGCACAGUGGAUGAUCCAUCAGUCAAUAGAUUCAUGGCUAUGAGAGCAGCAGGAGCUGAAUAUUUCAAGCCAACAUGGAAAAAUGGACUCUGGCAAUUAGGAUGGGUUGUUGCUCCAAUUGUCAUUGUAACUUAUGUUGUUUAUAAAUCAAGAGAGGCCAAGGAACAUAGCUAUCGUACUGGACAAGUUAGUUAUCGUGACAGACCUGAAAAAUUCAUCUAAACAAUAUUAAUUAUUUACAGUUAAUGUAAAUUAUAUAUAGAAAUUAAAAUUUAAAUAAUUCAAUACAU
Messenger RNA from Aphidius gifuensis, 493 nucleotides. RefSeq lists its product as uncharacterized. Bases 66 to 425 code for a protein of 119 amino acids. Gene Ontology annotation, cellular component: mitochondrion. NCBI's taxonomy places the organism in Eukaryota, Metazoa, Arthropoda, Insecta, Hymenoptera, Braconidae. The record is from RefSeq and is a predicted model, not a curated record. The transcript is spliced from 3 exons.